Molecule: messenger RNA, 3973 nt
Organism: Girardinichthys multiradiatus
Lineage: Eukaryota; Metazoa; Chordata; Actinopteri; Cyprinodontiformes; Goodeidae
Gene: prickle1b
Product: prickle homolog 1b
Exons: 8
Coding region: 231-3017 (928 amino acids)
Molecular function (GO): zinc ion binding
Source: RefSeq, a predicted model, not a curated record
CUGCGCAUCACUCAGCUCCUUUGUGCGCCCGUCAAUCUGCCUCUCUCCGGCUCUGCCCAUGGUCAUGCACCGAGAUAAUCCAUCCCUGAGCUCCUCCACGACUUGAAUUGUGAUUUUUAUUUCUUUUUGCUUCUUUUCUUUGUCUGAAUGCGUCAACAGUCGUCAUUUUUAUACUUUGUUUUACGGAUUACUACGUUUGCUGAGUUUGCGUCUUGGAGCACCUGAGUGCAAUGAACCUAGAGCGCAGCGACAGAAGGGAGCGUCCUGGACCCCGAGGGCUGGACAUGGAGGCUCGUUCGGGGGCGAAGGUAGGGAAGAUGAUGUCUGUGGGCUUCCAGAGGAGCUCCACCUCAGAUGAUGACUCUGGCUGUGUGCUUGAGGAGUAUGCAUGGGUGCCACCUGGACUCAGGCCUGAACAGGUCCAGAUGUAUUUUGCCUGUCUGCCGGAAGACAAGGUGCCGUACGUCAACAGCCCAGGAGAGAAACAUAGGAUCAGACAGCUCCUCUACCAGCUGCCACCGCAUGACAACGAGUUGCGCUACUGCCAGUCUUUAACAGAGGAGGAAAAGCGGGAGCUCCAAAUCUUCAGCAACCAAAGGAAGAGGGAGGCACUGGGAAGAGGGACGCCGAAGAUCCUCCCCAGAGCCCUGCAACACACCCGUUGUGAAAAUUGUCGUGGUGGCAUCAAUGGAGGGGAGAUGGCCAUUUUUGCCUCCAGAGCUGGGCCGGGUCCCUGCUGGCACCCAGCGUGCUUUGCGUGCUCCAUGUGCCAGGAGCUCCUGGUGGAUCUAAUCUAUUUCUAUCAAAACGGAAAGAUCUUCUGCGGAAGACACCACGCAGAGCUCAUGAAACCUCGAUGCUCCUCCUGUGACGAGAUCAUCUUUGCAGAUGAAUGCACUGAGGCAGAAGGGCGUCACUGGCACAUGAAGCACUUUGCCUGCUUUGAGUGCGGGACAAUGCUAGGUGGACAACGGUACAUCAUGAAAAAUGGACGACCCUACUGCUGUGGGUGCUUUGAGUCGCUGUAUGCAGAGUACUGUGAGGCAUGUGGUGAAAACAUUGGUGUUGACCAUGCCCAGAUGACCUAUGAAGGCAUUCACUGGCAUGCCACAGACCAGUGCUUUUGUUGUGCCCAAUGUAAGACAUCUUUGCUGGGUUGUCCCUUCUUACCCAAGCAAGGCCGCAUCUAUUGCUCAAAGGCCUGCAGCCAGGGGGAAGAUGUACAUGCCUCAGACUCGUCAGAUUCUGCUUUCCAGUCGGCCCGCUCUCGGGAAUCUCGACGGAGCGUCCGCAUGGGAAAGAGUAGUAGGCCCGCUGAACAGUGGCAACAGUCGCAGCUGUUUAGCCUGCCGGCUACUGUCACCUCUUAUGAGCACAGGUUUGGGGAGAAAGAUGGGGACAGAGAUGCCGAUGGCGACAUUGAUAUAGUAGGGAGCAAGCUAACCCGUCUUGGCCUAGAGGAAGAAAGGUUCUGGAGGGAGCGGGAGGAGCAGGAUGCCGGUGGAGAAGAAGAUCCGGAAGAGUGGGCUCAGCAUGAGGACUACAUGACUCAGCUCCUGCUCAAGUUUGGUGACCGUGGAAUGCUGCACCAACAUCAGCUGCCAUCCCUAAAAUCGCCAAGCCCCAACAGUGACUCAACGCGGCUAAUAAGUGUGUCGGAUCCCUGGCUGAAGUCAGAUUCUACAUCUGUGGGGCUUAACCCCUCCUCUCCCACCCCAACCAGUCCCACCCAGAGCCAAACUUCUGAUCAGUCUCGAGCCAACAGCCUCAGCUCGGGGUUGAUGGACAAGAAGCAUCUACCUGAAAUGUACUGGGCCCAGUCGCAGGAUGGCCUUGGAGACUCAGCUUAUGGGAGCCAUCCAGGACCUGCCAGUGCAAGAAAGAUCCAAGAGCUGGAGUUGGACCAAGAGCCAGAGCAGUCUGGAGAAGUAAAACAGGGUUUUUGGCCAGACACAAGAAAAUGGUAUGAAGACUCCCUGGAGUGUAUUGCUGAUGAGCUAAGGAAGGUUGAGAAGGGUGUUGGAGACUCCAUGGAUUCCCUUGCUUUGUCAAACAUCACUGGUGCAUCAGUGGAUGGAGACACACCCACAGUCUACAACCUUCACCCCAUCCAGGAUUCCUCCAGGACUGUCGAGUGCGAGAUGAGCAACAUGGGAACGUUUAAUUCAUCCCAUAUUCACCACAGCGCAAACUCCCUCAACCUCCACAUGGAAAAGAGAGUUGAGGAGGCAGAGAAUGGGGUGGCACUUGGAAUGAGGGUGGGCCCUACUGUAGCACUUCACUCAGUGUCUCCACAUUCAGAUGGCCUCCCCACAACCUAUGUUCAAGCUCCAGCUUUGAGGAGGAGCAAGUCGCAAUCCAGGCCACCUCAGAUGGUCAAGUUCUCAGAGGACACGGUGGACAAUGGAUACAAUGAUGGAUUUGAGGUCAGUGUUAUGAAACAUCCAAUGAGUGAAAAGCCCCAGAGGAGAGCAUACUGCCCCGAUGAGCUUGGCAGAGCAAGAAGCCGCUCCACAAGCCACCAUGGCAGAAGCAGGACCCAACAUCACCGACAGGGCCGGCGCCACAGGAGCCGCAAAACCCGCUCGGACAACGCGCUUCACAUGGUACCUGUGGAGAGAGCGCAGAGGCCAUUUGAGCCUCAGCAGCAGGAUAUAGUAAACCCACCCUGUGGUGCGAUGCGCCUUCAGCGCCCCACGCACAUGCUGCCGCUGGCCUACUCCCAAACCCGCUCUGACUAUAUGCUUCGUAGCUCAAACCAGAACGACUCACGGUUUGAACAUUUCAUGGGUCUCCACAGAGACGAGGAUGACUGGUGCUCAACUUGCUCCUCAUCAUCGUCGGACUCUGAGGAAGAGGGAUAUUUCCUCGGCCAACUAAUUCCCCAACCUCGAGCGGUUGGGCGCUACUAUGCAGAAGACUACCCGACGAGGGUGACCGCUCUCACAGCCCUCAGCCAUGGCUCACAGACUGGUCGUAGAAAGGGCCACAACUCCAAAAACUGUAUCAUUUCUUAGCAACCCACCCUAUUGAUGUCACAAAGUGCACUACACAAAGCAAUAUGGUGAAGAUUUUCAGUUAGGUCUGUCAUAUUUUGUAUAGAGGCCAUUAUUGAGUAGUUAAAAGCCUUCUUACAUGUAUGUAAAACUGGCCAAAACAUUAACAGGAUGUGAGUAACAAUGGAAGUUUUGAAUUGCACCAAGAGAGGGAUUUAUGCUCAGUUAACACUUUUGCAAUGGUAUAUUAGUGCAUUUUCUUCAGAGGUUAAUAAUGCAAGUAGAGCCUAGAAACUAACCAAAUAAUUAUUUAAUGAUUAACAAGACAACAUAAAAAUGUAUAUAAUAAGUUAAAAUUUCAGUACUGGUAUUUUUAUACUCAUCAUGUAAAAGUGUAAACCUGUUUUGUCUGAGGUGUACAAGUACAAAAAAAAGUGAGAAGAGGAUACCACUUCAGUCACGGAAAAGGGCCAUGUUAUUCCUGUUUGACGUUGGCAACACUUUUCACAUUAUGUAUUCACAAUCCGUGUUCAGAUUUGGCAGCAACACACCUGUAUUUGCACCUGAUCACCACCAUUGCUCCAAGAUAACCAGACAUACGCUUUGUGAUGUAAAGAUGCUUGUAAUAAAUAAUUUUUCUCCAAUGCUUUAAGAAUGGUUUACUUGAAUUGGGUUAUAUAAUCAAGUUUCAAACUUUCUAGAAACUUUAAUGUGGAACUGAGCAAUAUUUUGUCUGGUUUUUCAGUCUAAUUUUACUCAUUUUCAGUGUGGAAGCUAUUUUUACAGCAAAUGUUUUUUUUUUCGAGAGCCAUUUUGCGCCAUGAAUUGUUAAUGCUUUAAAAGUUUUCUAAACAGCAUUUAAAAAUCCUUGAUUUUAGAACAUUUACACAGUGUUGAAAAGAAAUCCCACAUCAAGAAAUCACUAGUACCACAUUCACUGGCACCUUUAAAGAUUCCAAUAAAAACAUGUGACUGAA